AUCUUCUAAGAAUUUCACUAAAAUGCAAAUUCUAAUUCAGCAGAUAUAGGGCAGGGCUUGAGGUGCUGUCUAAUAAGCUCCCAGCACCUGGGACCACACUUUGAGGAGAAGAGCUGUGUGUGCCCCAAUGUGGGCCAGUGGGUACUCUGGGGUCCCUCUCAUGGGCAGGGAAGCUGAGGGCCCCAUGAGCAUUCCCAGCUUCCUGAAGGCACCCCAUUGAUGAGAGCUGACUGUGCUGUGCUUUGCUGACCGCAGGGCCUGCUCCCUGCCCCCUACCUCCAGGUUGGGGUAAGUGGCACCUCUCUCCCGCCAGCUCCGCAGUCUUCCCUGAGGUUUAGGUCUUCCAGGUUUAUAAAGUCAGGCCCUCCUGUCGGCAGCUGGUCUCCACCCUGGAGUAUCUGAGCUUGCCUAUUGCAGCAUCUAAAGAUAGUCUCCCUCACAGGAAACAAGAUACUAUUGGCUAACUCUGCAAAUAAAAUGCUCUUAGAGGGAAGGAAAGGGAAAUACUCGUCUCUGGUAGAGUCUGCACAGGACAGGGUGGCUGAUUGGCAGAUCCAGAGGUUCCCUUGGCAGUCCACGCCAGGCUGUCACCAUGGAUCCGUUCCCUGAAUCAGUUACAGAAAACUUUGAGUACGAUGAUUCGGCUGAAGCCUGUUAUAUUGGGGACAUCGUGGCCUUUGGGACAGUGUUCCUGUCCAUAUUCUACUCCGUUGUCUUUGCCAUUGGCUUGGUGGGAAAUUUGUUGGUAGUGUUUGCCCUCACCAACAGCAAGAAGCCCAAGAGUGUUACCGACAUUUACCUCCUGAACCUGGCCUUGUCUGAUCUGCUGUUUGUAGCCACCUUGCCCUUCUGGACUCACUAUGUGAUAAAUGAAGAGGGCCUCCAAAACGCCAUGUGCAAAUUCACUACUGCCUUCUUCUUCAUCGGCUUUUUUGGAAGCAUAUUCUUCAUCACCAUCAUCAGCAUUGAUAGGUACCUGGCCAUCGUCCUGGCCGCCAACUCCAUCAACAACCGGACCGUGCAGCAUGGCGUCACCAUCAGCCUAGGUGUCUGGGCAGCAGCCAUUUUGGUGGCAGCACCCCAGUUCAUGUUCACAAAGCAGAAAGAAAACGAAUGCCUUGGUGACUACCCUGAGGUCCUCCAGGAAAUCUGGCCCGUGCUCCGCAAUGUGGAAGCAAAUUUUCUUGGCUUCCUACUUCCCCUGCUCAUUAUGAGUUACUGCUACUUCAGAAUCAUCCAGACGCUGUUUUCCUGCAAGAACCACAAAAAAGCCAAAGCCAUCAAACUGAUCCUUCUGGUGGUCGUCGUGUUUUUCCUCUUCUGGACACCCUACAACGUUAUGAUUUUCCUGGAGACGCUUAAGCUCUACGACUUCUUUCCCAGUUGUGACAUGAGGAGGGAUCUGAGGCUGGCCCUCAGUGUGACCGAGACAGUUGCAUUUAGCCAUUGUUGCCUGAAUCCUCUCAUCUAUGCAUUUGCUGGGGAGAAGUUCAGAAGAUACCUUUACCACCUGUAUGGGAAAUGCCUGGCUGUCCUGUGUGGGCGCUCAGUCCAUGUUGAUUUCUCCCCAUCUGAAUCACAAAGGAGCAGGCAGGGAAGUGUUCUGAGUAGCAAUUUUACUUACCACACGAGUGACGGAGAUGCGUCCCUCCUUCUCUGAAGGGACUCCCAAAGCCUUGUGUCUACAGAGAACCUGGAGUUCCUGAACCUGAUGCUGAAUAGUCAGGAAAGAUUUUUGUUGUUGUUUCUUACAGGCACAAAGUGGUGGACCCAAUGCACACAAAACCACCCUCGAGUGUUGUUGAGAAUUGUGCUCAAAAUUUGAACAAUGAACAAAUUGAACUCCCUUACUGCAAAUGUCAUCAGAACUUUUUGGUUUGCAGAUGACAAAAAUUCAAUUCAGCCUAGUUUAGUUAAAAGGCCGGGGGGUGAAUAUUGUUCAUAUUGUGGCAUAACAAAAGUGUGUCUGAGCCCUCAAAGUGAGGGGAAACCAGGGCCUGCACCUAGCUAGAAUUCCCUCUCUCUGACACUCAAAUCUUUGAGUUAUUAUAGAUCCCCCAGACUUACAUGACACAGUUUUACCACCAGAGAGGGGCUGACACCCAUGCUUCUCUGGUCCCAAGGGCAAAAUUCCCAGGGAAGUGCUCUGAUAGGCCAAGUUUGUAUCAGGUGUCCAUCCCUGGACGGUGCUGUUAUCCAUGGGGAAGGGAUAUGUAAGACGGAAGCUUCCAGUCCAAUCUCACUGACAGAUAAGCAGAAGUACAUAUUUCCAAGAAGUUGAAUUUGCACUGUUUUGAUGACACAGAACAAAUGCCACACACCACCCUUACCAUGUGCCUGACCCAGCCUCUCCCCUGAUUACACCAGCAUCAUUUUCAUUAAGCCCUCCUCCAUCACAUCCCCAAACCUAUAAGGGCUCCCCACUGCCUACUGCAUUGAGUCAAAAUUCAAAUGCUUGGCUUCUCAUACCUCCAUCAUGGGAUCCUACCAACAGAUUCCCCAUUGCCGCCUCCUUCCCAAAGGGCUCCACCCAUCCUAUCAGCCUGUCUCUUCCAUACGACCUAAUGCAUCUCCACCUGCUCCCAGGCCAGUAGGGGAAACAGAAAAACCCUGCCCCCAAAUAAGAAGGGAUGGAUUCCAACCCCAAUUCUGGUAGCUUGGGACUAAUUGAGCUUCAGUUUCCUUGUCUAUAGAAGAGGGAUAAGCCUUUCACAUAGAGAUCAUCCUUUCCAGCAGAAGGAACUAGCCACCAACUCUUGCAGGUCUCAACCUUUUUGUCUGCUUCUUAGACUUCUGCUUCCCCCACACCUGGCAUUGCUGUGCUAUGCCCAAGUUGUGGUGCUGACAAAACUUAGAGAAGCCUGCAGGUGCUGCUGCGUGGCAUAGCACAGACACAGAAGAGGCUGUUUCUUACGAUGGCACCCAGUGAGCACUCCCAAGUCUACAGAGUGAUAGCCUUCCCUAACCCGACUCUCCUGGACUGUCUUGAAUAUCCCCUCCCAAUCACCUUGUGGCAAGCCCCUGCCCAUCUGGAAACAUACGCCGUCAUUCAUGCCACUCCCAACCUGGGGAGCCAGGGUCAUGGGAGUAGCUUUUUUUCCCCCCUAGAAACGUUUGAAACAAUCUAAAGCUUUAAAGCUUGAAAACCAAUUGUAAUAAUGCUAAAGAAAAUGUCAUCCAAUCUAACCACAUCAAUAUUGUCAUUCCUGUAUUCACCCAUCCAGACUUUGUUCACACUCUCACAUGUUUAGAGUUGCAGUCGUCAUGUACAGAUGGUUUUAUAAUCUGAUUUGUUCUCUUCUUCACAUUUGACCACAAAUAGUGCUCGCUUUCUAUGUAGUUUGGUAAUUAUCAUUUUAGAAGACUCUACCAGACUGUGUAUUCAUUGAAGGCAGAUGUGGUAUCUGAUAAAUUGCUGUGUAUCUGAUAGCUCUUUGGCAGUCUUCAUGUUUGUAUAAUGAAUGAGAGAAUAAGUCAUGCUCCUUCAAGAUCAUGUACCCCAAUUUACUUGCCAUUACUGUAUUGGUAAACAUUUAACUUGUUUCCAAUGUUUAGCAAAUACAUAUUUUAUAGAACUUCCAU
This is a messenger RNA of Chlorocebus sabaeus (green monkey), 3582 nucleotides long. It is a transcript of the gene CX3CR1, whose product is annotated as C-X3-C motif chemokine receptor 1. Lineage: Eukaryota; Metazoa; Chordata; Mammalia; Primates; Cercopithecidae. Gene Ontology annotation, molecular function: C-C chemokine binding; C-X3-C chemokine receptor activity; C-C chemokine receptor activity. Gene Ontology annotation, biological process: cell adhesion; G protein-coupled receptor signaling pathway; immune response. The record is from RefSeq and is a predicted model, not a curated record. Gene Ontology annotation, cellular component: external side of plasma membrane; membrane.